AUGGACUCUAAGUACCAUGUAGUCUGCGCUCCCACGCGACUCACAUUGACUAGCACAGCGGGUCCGCGUGGCUCAGAAUGGCGACGCGGGGUAUCUAGCUUCACGUCGCGGUUGUUUCGCCUUAGAUGGUCCCGGCCGUCAGAAGAUAGUAACCAUUUGCUUCGCACUAAGAAGGUUAGCCCUCCGCCGUCACCAGUCUCCGGAAAAUGUUCCAAGUGGACCCGCACCUCCCCUACCCGCCUACGCCGUUUCACCCGCCUUGCCAUCCUCGCCGUCGCUUUUCUCCUCGCUCUUUUUGCCGUCAUCGAUCUGACAAGAUUAGCCCUCACGGACGGCCCAGAUGAAGAAGGAGGAUUAUUCUCCUCGAGCGCUGCUGGAGGCCGAUGGAGUCCCCAAUUCAAAUCGCGCUGCUCGAAGCGCUGCUCGCGCCGCGGCACGUGCAACGAGGAGCUCGGUCGCUGCGACUGCCCCGCGGGGUUCACGGGCGACGCGUGCGAGGCCGACGCCUUCCCCUCAUGCCAGCUUGCGCCGGGCUUCCGCACGCCGUGCGCGUUCCCCUCCACCUGCGCGUGCGCGCGCGAGUGCCGCGCGUUUCACCUCAUCGGCCCCGGCGCGCUGUGCUUCAACGCCUCCCCCAACGCCUCCGCCAUUCCGCCACGGUCGCUGGCGGACAUCUUCCGCGCGGAGGUCAUCACGGUCGGCGCAGCGGAAGAUGAGGAUGAGGCGGAAUGGCCGAGCACAGGGAUGGCGGAUAGGGGAACGCAGAGUGGCGCGGGGAACGGCGCGAUUUCAUCCGCGAUAGUGUCCAGCAGUCCACGCGGCCCUAGCAGAUUGCACAGCAACGAUCUCCCCGCGUUGCGCAAGAGCUCGCGGAGAUGGGACGGGGGGCGCAAUGUGCGGUGGAAAGGGGCGGGCGCACGGGACAUGCCGCCAGGGGGCGCGUGGAAUGACUGGGGAAGCGCGGCUGGCGUGGGAGCAGCGGGCUUAGGGGGGAGAGGACAGGCAGCGCGCGGGCGGGUGGCGGGCGGAGCGCAGAAGCAGGUGUGGGCGCAAUACACGUGGCAGUUGCGGAAGCGAUACACGGACCCGCGGGAAUGCCCCCUGGGGUGCUCUGGUCGCGGGCUGUGCCGUGACGCGUCCAAGACCUGCGCGUGGCGGUACGCGGGGCCGGGGUGCGAGGAGGAGCGCGCGGGGGGCGUGCGGUGUGUGAACGAGUGCAGUGGGCGCGGCAGGUGCGACGGUGGCACGUGCGCGUGCCAGGCUGGCAGCUUCAGCAUUGAUUGCUCGCUGUCGCUGGAUCCCAGCACGGGAAACAUAAGCGUUCUCUCCAACCCCACCUUCAGAUGGCCGCCCCAGUCCCCGCCCUUCCGAGCAGCGCUACAAGACAAGAAUCCCCGCCCACGACUGUACGUGUACGAGCUCCCCCCAGAGCUGAACACGUGGCAGUGGGAGCAGUCGGGCGCUCUGGAUCAUCCCGAGGGGGUGGUGUUCCUGGAGAGGCUGCUGGCGGAUGGGCGGCGCACGGCGGAUGGCGAGCAAGCGGAUUACUACUAUGUGCCGCUGGUUACCAGGAAUCGCGGGCAAAUGAGCAUGGGGGGCAUGGAGAUGGGCGCAUAUGGUGGCACAGCGAUGGCGGGGUGGGACGCCAUUGACGCCGCUGUGACGUACAUCAGCCGCCACUGGCCCUUCUGGAACAGGACAAACGGUGCCGACCACGUCUUCCUGCUCAACGGCGACUGGGGGGCGUGUGAGAUGCGGCCAAGGGAGGGCAGUGGCGGGGGAGAGAACUGGGGGAGAUUGGGAGUGGCGGAGGGUGAGGGGGAGGGGAUGGUGCUGCAGAGGCAUCCGAGGCUGGAGCGAGCUGUGGUGCUCACGCCCUGGGGGUACGGGGGAGCAGCAGGCGGGGCGGGAGGGUGGGGGUGGACGGAGGGCAGGAGGGGCGAGGCAAACAGGGGGAGAGGGGCGCAGAUGCAGAUGCAGAUGCAGCAGCAGGGUCCUGAGGGCAAGUGCUUCAUGGCGGGGCAGGACGUGGUGAUCCCCCCGCUGUUGCCCCCCUCCGUGGUGCUCGCCUCUCCCUUCGUGCGCGAGCCCCUUGAAGGCACCCCCGACCGCAACACUCUCCUGCUCUUCGUUGUUAGAGGGGCGAGGGGAAGCGGAGGGGUAGGGGCAGGAGCAGGGGCAGGGACAGGGGGGAGGAUGGGCAAAGCAGGAAAAGCAGAGGGGGUGUGGAGUCCGGGGGCCGGGGUGGGUAUGAGAGGUGGGGAAGCGAUGGCAGGAGGCGAGUGGGUGGGGAGGCCUGGAGGAGGAGGCUGGGGUGCGGCGCACAGGGACCCACGUGCUGCUUCGUCAUUGGCCGCGGGGCUUGUACCGAAUGAGCGUGUAUCGAGUAUAGGUGCACAGUUCCUGCAACUCUUCUCCCACCGGCAGCAGCAGGUUGGGUUCCGGAUCAUGCACGUGGGCGCAUCGGGCAGGGGGGCAGUGCAGGAGGGGCAAGACGGGGACUGGGAAGAGGCAGGGGAGGAGAGGGAGGAGGGGGAGGAGGAGGGGGAGAAGGGCAAAGAGGAGAGUGCAGUGACAGAUGCCAUGUUGCGGGCGCAGUUCUGCUUUGCGCCCACGCCCGCCACGGGCUACAGUGACACUAUAGUGCGCGCGGUGCUCCUCGGCUGCAUCCCCGUCAUAGUCCAGCCCAACACACAGCACCCCUUUGCGAGCGCCAGUGCUGCUGGCACGGAUGCAGCAGCAGGUGGUGGCACCAUCCACUGGCCGUCCCUGGCGCUCUUCCUGUCUCCCCAGCAGCUGCCAGAGCUCCCGGAGAUUCUCCGAGGCAUCACCUCAGAAGAGGUGGCUCGGCGCCGCACUGCCAUGAAGGCCGCCUGGCCGCGCCUGCUCUGGGCCUCCCCACAAUACAGCCCCCUCUCGCCCUCCCCCUCCUCUCUGCUGUAUCUGCAGAAGAAGCUGCGCCCGCUGCUCGCCUCCUCGGAUGCUUUUUCGUCUGUCAUGGCUGUUCUCGGGCGGCGAGUUCGGGCAGCUGAAGUUUCGGCUGUGCAGGGGAUGGUGACGCUGCCAGCGGCAGGGGGGCAGGUGGGACCUGGCCAGGUGGUAUCUGGGCAUCUUCUCUCCAUUCCUCCUUCCCCUCCGCCCUCCCCUCAUCCCUCCCCUCCUCCCUCUCCUCCUCCUCUCCUCCCUCCAACUGCUCCUCCCUCUGCUUUCUACGGGGCACGUGCAAUGAGGCCACUGCCACGUGUCACUGCGUGCCUGGCUUCACAGGCAAGCACUGCCACGUGUUGGCCAUGCCCAGCUGCCAGCUGGCGCCGGACGGGUGAGAGCCGCCCUGAUUGGCUGGAUCAAGGGCAGGAAGGGGACGAUGAGCCCAAGGUGAAGGAAGAGGAAGCGUGGGGUGACUUUCCAGGAAGGCGCGGGGCGUGGGUGGACGUGGGGAGGCUGUAUGAGCAGCGGCAGGUGGCGCUGGUGCUGGAUGGGCGGGGGAACGAGGUGGGGCCUCGGGAGACUGUGCGCGGAGGGGGCGGGGGGGAAGGGGAGGGGAGGGAGGAGGACGGAGGGGGGUUUGGGGCGCCGCACGAGUGCCCGUACAACUGCUCGGGCGUUGGCGUCACGUCUCAAACUCCCCUUUCCUCCUGCCCCUCCUCGUCGUUCAUUGUGCCCCCCACCAGCUGCCCUGCGCUCUACUCAGGCGCUGGCUGUGAGCAGCCGGGCUGGCUGCCCUUCGACUGCUUCGGGGCCUGUGGCGCUCACAGCAUGGGGGGGGAGGGGGAGGGGGAGGAGGGGGAAGAGUAUGGAGGGGACGGGGAGGGGGAGCAAGGUGGGGGGAGAGGAGCGGGCGGCGAGUGUGUGGAGGGAGUGUGCAAGUGUGCGCGGGGCACGUUUGGCAUUGACUGUGCACUUUCCCUCGACGCCCACGGCGCCACCACUCUGCACCGCCGCAGACCCUUCCUCUGGACCGACGCCGUCCCGCCGUCCUCCCCUGCCCUCGUGUCCGCUGCCCGGCCGAAAAUCUUUGUGUACGAGCUGCCCGGGUACUUGAACACGUGGCAGGGCGUGCUGGGGGCGGGGAGGGGCCGGUGGGAGGGGUAUGUGUUUCUGGAUGCGCUGCUGACGUCAGCAUGGCGCACUGCUGAUCCUGAGGAGGCUGACCUGUUUUACGUGCCCCUGCUGCUGCGGCACCGAGGCACAGCGAAGCAGAGUGUGCUGUCGUGGGCCAUCGAGCACAUAAGGGACGCGUGGCCCUACUGGGACCGCCACGCUGGCGCCGACCACGUCUUCCUCGCCAAUGAUGACUGGGCGGCAUGUGAGGUCGGCGAAGCCGGGCGGCGAGACCCGAUGCUGGCACGCAGCACAGUGCUGUCGCUGUGGGGAUACUCGGGGAACAUGCCGCUCGAUGCCGCCCUGCCUGGCUGCUUCAUUCCCGGGCAGGAUGUUGUUAUCCCGCCCGUUCUGCUGCCCGAGGUGUAUGAGGCGGCCAUGGGCGUGCAAGGAGAAAACGGGCAUUCUGGUGGCCGGGAUAUUUUCUUCUUCUUCCGCGGGUUCGAUGGGCGGGAUGUGGAACCAGUGUUGGGCUUUAACUACUCGUUUGGGGUGCGGCAGGCCCUGUUUGACUGGUUUGACUCGCUUGACUCCGCUGCUGCUGUGCCCAAGGGGUUUGUCAUAGAACGCACACCGGGGGAGGGGGAUUUCGGGGAGGGGCAAGGAGGAGUGGGAGGGGAGACGGGCGGAAAGGGAGGGUACUUGGAGCAGAUGGCUCGGUCGGUGUUCUGUCUGGUGGCCGGCGGGUGGGGUGCUGAUGAGACGGCCACUCAGGCGGUGACACUCGGAUGCAUCCCAGUGAUAAUACAGCCCAAUGUGAGCAUGCCUUUUGAAGGUGAUGGUUUUCUGGACUGGGACGACUUCUCAGUGAGGCUGACUCCUGCAGACAUUCCCCAUCUCCACGGCAUCCUCACCAGCAUCCCUCCACAAGAUCUCGCUCUGAAGCAAGCUGCGCUGCGGCGAGUGUGGGCCAUGGCGAGCGGAGGGGAGGCCGGGGUGGCGGUCGCAGACCCGCGGAACGACGAGCGUAUGGAGCGACGCGACGAGGGAUCCCAUGCUGACGUGGAGGAAGCGGAUGAUGACGGGAUGAUGGACCACUUGAGCGACCCGGGUGUUUAUUUCCAGCAGGAGUCAGCGAACGACGCGGCGCUGUCGCAGGCCAUGCGAUGGUGCAGCCCGGACGACGACGUCGCGAACAAGUCCAACUAUUCGCACACGACGCCGGUCAGCCCUACCGCAGGAGACCUAAAUGGCUCUCCUGAAGGGGGUCGCGGGGACGCGGAGUUGGCGCGCGAGGAGGCGGAGAAGCGCGCGUCGCUAAGCGACGCGUCGGUGGAGAAUGUCGCGCUGUGGAGUCGCAGUCGCACGACGAUGGAGCACGACGACUACGACCGCAUGUUCGACGCGCACGGCGGGCUCCAGCUGGGCGGCGACCGCGGUAAGAUGCGUGCAGACGGGGACGCGGAAGACGAGGAGGGUGAGAGGGACGAGAGGGACGAGAGGGGGAAGUUUGAGGAGGGUAGGGACGAAUCGUGUGGUUAUCGGGAUGAGACGGGAGCCGACAGAUUCGGCGUGAAUGGAGAUUAUGAUGACGAUGACGAUAACGAUAACCGUCACGGGAGUGAUGACGUCAUGGGGUUCCAGUUCUGGCGCACGUCGCUUCCGCAGGACGGCAGCGCGGACGGGCAGCACGCGGACGACGCGGAGUCGGCGCACGCGGCGGAGUACGGUACAAUGUGGCACAACAUGACGGGGCACCUAGAGAAUAUGAAGGACGACUGGGCGGAGGCGCAGGCGGUGGCGGAAGGGGAGGCGGGGAGCGGGAGCGAGGCGGAAGCGGACGACGAUACGCGGAGCCAGGCGUCCGCGCACUCCGACACGGCGCUGCUCCUGGAUCACCUGCAGCUGGGGGUGUCCGGGCCGCUGUCGGUGCUGCCGUGGGACGAGGAGGCGGAGGAGGAGGCGGCGCAGGAGGCUGCGCGGGAUGCGCGGGAGGAGAUUCGCGCGGCACGGGCGGAAAUGUACUUCAGUCCGGAGGCGGAGGAAGCGGAAGCGCCAAGAGGGGGAGAAGAGCCGUUUUCCCUGGGCCCGUCCGCCGUCGAUGCUGGGGGCGUGGAUGGCCUUCCGCAGCGGGACGCUUCCGCCAUCCCCGCCGCAGAGGACGUUGGCGCGGGGGAUUCCGCAGCCAGUGAGGGCGCAAGCAGCGACCAAGCGGGGCGGACUGAGCCCCGCUCCGACAUGCUUCUUCCGCGCAUCCGCACCACGGGGGACCUCCUCCUUGCCUGUCCGCCCACAGGCGCAUCUUCCCCCGUCGGCGCAGCCGCAGUCGGCGCGGACGCGGUUGCUGCGGACGUGCAGUCCAUGCCGGAGCUUGGGGACGUGCAGCUCUCCGCAGCGGAAGGAAGCGCAGGCGCGGGGGCCAUAGGCGCGGGGGAGGGCAUUGGCGGAGCGAUUACCGCGGGGAAAGCGCCAGGAGAGGCGAAGGAGGCGGGGAAGGCGGGGGAGAUGACGGCGAUGUGGCUGGCGGGCAUGCCGCGCGUGGAGGCGUGGGUGCGCUGCCUCCCGCGCGGGCAGUGGGAGCCGUCUGAGAGCAUCGAGCACUGGAGCAGCAUCGGCAGCAAGGGCGGCGCCAGCAGCAGCAGCAGCGCGGUACUCCCGCCGCAUUCCCCCCCCGCACCCCACCACCACCACCACCAUUCCUCCAGCGGCAUGAGCAAGCGCUCCAUGUCGCACGGCCACAUGCACGGGGGGGGCGCGGCGGCGGCGGGGAACCUGCAGGCGGCGGUGGCGGUGGGGGCGGCGGUGGCGGUGGGGGCGGCGGCGGCGGCGGAGCAUGCGGGGAGGGUGGUGCGCGGGCUGGACAAGCACGCGGCGGCCGUGUACCUCUCCAUGCGCGGGCUGCUCGUGGUUCCGCCGCUGGGCGCGUUCUCGUCGCUCAAGACGCUCGACUUAUCUCGCAACAACAUCAGUGAGUGGGGCGCGCGUGCUGCUCCAUGUGUGCAACCUUGUCAUCCCCCCUCCCCACCAACCCUCCCUUCCACCCCCCCCUUACCGCCUUGUGUGUGCUGCUUGGAAGCUGGCCCUCCCUCCUCCCACGGUGUCUUUCAUCCCAGUAAAAGGCUUGCGUCGGUGGCAACGGGAGUGCUGCCGCGGUCGCUGCACAUCCUGGACCUGUCGCACAACCGCCUGGCCGCCGUGGAGGGGCUGCGAGAGCUCUCACGCCUCAAGGUGCUCAACCUCUCCAACAACCGCCUCGCCCGCAUCGGCCACGGGCUGUCGGGGUGUGUGGCGUUGAGGGAGCUGUACCUGGCGGGCAACAGGGUGGGCGAGGUGGAGGGGCUGCACCGCCUGCUCAAGCUCACCGUGCUCGACCUGGGUGCCAACAAGGUCACCACCACCAAGGCCCUUGGCCAGCUCGCUGCUAACUACGCGUCGCUGCGUGCGCUCAACCUCGCGGGGAACCCCAUUCAUGUGAACCUUGGGGACGAUGCGUUCAAGCGGUAUCUCAUCGGCCUGCUGCCCCAGCUGCUGUACCUGAACCAGCGCCCUAUCAAGACGCCCUCGUCACGCGACGCGCUCUCCGACCCGCUCAAAUCGCGCGGGGCCGGCGCGCCCCAGCUGCACCACGGGCACUCCUCGCGCUCUGCCUCCCGCACCGUUGGUACCAGCACCUCACGGCACCGCACUGGCGGGAGCAGCAGCAGUGGGCUCCGGAAGGCUGCGACGGGAGGGACGAGCGGGUCGGCGAGUGGAGGGGGGUCGAAGGAUGGUCACCACAGGACGCACCAUGGGUCGAGCAGUGGGGCUCACCAUUCGUCGCGCACUCGCACGGCCACGGGCGGGCAUUCGACGCAUCGGAGUAGGUCGGGCGUGGCUAGUGGGAGCAGUGCAGGAGUGGGGGAGAAGUCUCGGCAUCACCACCAUCAUCACCAUUGA
Messenger RNA from Closterium sp. Naga37s-1, 7977 nucleotides. NCBI's taxonomy places the organism in Eukaryota, Viridiplantae, Streptophyta, Zygnematophyceae, Desmidiales, Closteriaceae. The record is from the annotation of a GenBank genome assembly.